GCUAAGUGCGAGGCUAUCAAAAGGACCCAAACAACAUGAACCGGAAAUUUUGAGAGCAUGAAGUAAACAUUGGAGUUUAUGCUUAAAUUGUAUGAUUUUCAGCUAUUUCAGACUCCUCAACAGUGGAUACAAUGAACAACAUAUCCCCAGAGGUUGCACUGCACCGGAUCUCACCCGAGCUGCGGCCCUUGCUGUCCAGCGUUGUGCGGAAUGGCCGUGUGGGACUCGACUCGACGAACUGUCUCCGUGUCACGGACCUCAAAACUGGCUGUACAUCUCUGACCCCUGGCCCCUGCUGUGAUCGCUUCAAACUUCACAUCCCCUACGCUGGAGAAACCUUGAAAUGGGAUAUCAUAUUCAAUGCACAGUAUCCAGAAUUGCCACCAGAUUUUAUUUUUGGAGAGGAUGCCGAGUUUCUCCCUGAACCCUCAGAGCUACCGCACUUGGUCCAGUGGGAUGCUGGGGAUCCAGAAUGCUUGCUACAGCUGGUGAAGGAGCUCCUCCAGCAGUACCACCACUACCAAUGCCAGCGUCUGCGCGAAAGCUCCAGGCUGCUCUUCGAGUAUGACAGUCUGCUGGAGGAUCCCAACUACGGCCGCAACAUGGAGAUUUAUGCCGGACGCAAGAACAGCUGGACGGGAGAGUUCUCAGCCCGUUUCCUUCUCAAGCUACCGGGGGACUUCAGCAACAUCCCCGUCUAUCUCCUUAAGGACACAGCGGUGGACCCUGGAGAGGACGUGGCCCUUCUCUCAGUGAGCUUUGAGGAUGCUGAGGCCACCCAAGUCUUCCCAAAACUCUACCUCUCCCCCAGCAUUGAACAUGCUCUGGGAGGCUCCACGGCACUUCAUAUCCCAGCAUUCCCCAGUGGAGGAUGCCUAAUUGACUAUGUCCCCCAAGUGUGCCAGUUACUCAACAACAAGGUGCAGUAUGUCAUCCAAGGCUAUCACAAGAGGAGAGAGUACAUCGCCGCCUUCCUCAGCCACUUUGGAAUGGGCGUGGUGGAGUACGAUGCCGAGGGAUUCACAAAACUCACUCUUCUACUUAUGUGGAAGGACUUUUGCUUCCUAGUACACGUGGACCUCCCGCUGUACUUCCCUAGGGACCAGCCCACCCUCACCUUCCAGUCCGUGUACCACUUCACCAGCAGCGGCCAGCUCUAUUCUCAGGUGCAGAAGUCGUAUCCCUACAGCCCUCGCUGGGACGGCAAUGAGAUGGCAAAGAGGGCCAAGGCGUACUUCAAGAGCUUCAUCCCUCAGUUCCAAGAGGGAGCCUUCGCCAACGGGAAACUCUAGUACCCUCUAGCUUAAUGACAUGCCUGGAGAGCUGCCUAAGGGAGUGUGUGUGUGUUUGUGUUGUGUACCUGUAUAAGAGUAUGCAGAGACCUACAUUCGUGGAAAUGUGCUGUACUGUAGUAGCACGGUGAGAAUGGUUUGCACACAGGCUCUGUGAAUUCCACAUCGUUUCACUUUGAAAUGCUUGCCUCUCAGUGCUUCCCUUUGUGUUUUAGUGAGAAGCCACUUUGGUGAAGAAGAGUCUAGAUGUCCAGACACUGCAUCAUACCUACAACAACAAAAUAUUAUAACAAUAAAGCAGACGCAUAAACAUGUCACACAAUUGUAUGGGAUCAGGCUGAAAUGAUGUAAAGGACCUUUAUUUUGAAGUGAAACUUGAAACUAUGACAGGAAGAUGCUGCCUAGCUGUGAAAGAUAUUUGGUGAUAUGUGAUAUGUAUUGACUACAUGUUCAUCACAAAGAGCUGUAGGGACGACGCAAAAGACCGUUGUUUACCGUUUGUUUGUUUUGUCCAUCACGAUUGCUCCUUGUCUGUAUGUUCCAUUUGACCGUUCAAAGCCCCGUCAAGUCUUUUACUGACAGCUUGACGGACAGUACUGUAAAUUACUAAAUGUUUAGUCGAAAUUUCUAUCCAGUAAAGAAGUCUGUUUCCCCUGACGGCGUGCGUGAUUGUUUUGUACUUAGUCUGCACUGUUUGUUUAUUGUAUUGGAAUUUAUUAUGGAGAUAUUUAUAUCUUUGCUAAUGGGCACUUGUUUUCCUCUCAAAGCACAAGUGUGAUCUCCGUUUGUCAUCUGUUUUCCAUUCACAACGUAUAUUCAGCCAAUAGCAGAGUUCACAUCAUAUGGGAUGGAUAGCUGAUGUAUUUACCCAAAGCUUUUUGUUGUUUUUGUUGAAAUUCUCUUUACAUCCCGACAGCAAUCAAUGAAUCAAAUGCUCUGACAAAAAAAAAAGCAUCUGUUAUCUGUGGCUGUAACAGAACUGUUAAAAGCCUGUCUAUCUACCUACCUGAUUGUCACCGGAGUCUUCAAUAAGCUGCUAGCUUAACAACUGUGAGUACUAACUGUAGCAAUGUUCAUUGUUUACGUUCAGAAUGAUCAUUCUGGGGGAGUGGAGUGGGAGUUUAGCAGCUUUCAGAGCCAGUGCUGCCCUCUACUUUCAUGGGGAAAGGAGUCGGCAACACUGGGCUUAUGUUACGUUUUGCAGAAAUGUUGGAUAAACCAAAGUACUGGACAGUCGAUGGCACCGGAUCGCUUUUGGAAUCCGAAAUUAUUCCCCUUGUAGGGAACGUCCAUGUCUGCUCCAAAUUUCCAAAAUGGUUACUCAUCGAAUAGUAGAAGUCAGGGCAUCACAAAAAUCAUCAGGAUUCUUUGUCUGGAAACCAUAAAAGUUUUUUGCCAAUCAAUUUUAUAGAUGUUAAAAUAUUUAUAUUAUAAAUACAAUUUUACUUGCUGGUGGUGCUGGAAGAAAAGGCAGUGGAUCUCCAAAUUCAUUAGGCUUCAUCCUUUUGGAGACAUCACAAAAACAGAAAAUAUUUUUGAUUAAACGCACUGUUGUGUGAAAAUACAUCUUUAAAGGGAAACCAUUUUUAGCAGAACACAUGAUCUGCAUAUUUUUGUGUUGCCCUCUCUGCCCUUUAAGUGUGUAAAGGUGUACUUUCAUGUGUCCUAUCUGCAAUGCAUUUAUAAACCCUGGAGAUGCUGUUCUUUUCACAGGCCCCUAAUGCGCUUGUGUAAUAAGGAGCCACAGCACAGAGAGAGUGUGUGUGUGCACGCACACAAGCCCAUGCGUGGAUGUGCACAUGCAUGCGCUUGCUUGUUUUCAUCAUUAAAUAUCAGGGUCAUAGUUAGGGGUCCUUCCCGGCCUGAGGUGCAGCCCUUUGCUAUAUUUAUUGUUGGUAAUGCAGCAGCUGUCAGGUCUAAUUGAGAACUAUAGGGUGAAUGUAUCUGGGGCAUUUUAAUAGCAUCAAGGCUCCUAAUAAAAUAAUUGUUUAAAAAGCAAGAUUCUUUUUGUCUUUUUCACCGCCCCGCUCCAUGUUCCUUGCUCUAACCUUUCCCGACCUGCUUUCAAAACGUCUCAGUUGUCUGUCAGCCAAUGGACGGGCUGCUCUCCAUGUUGAGUUCUGGGGUGGGGAGUUCAGAGGAGGGGUAGCAUCUUUAACGAGCAUGAGCAGUUUUAACUUGGCAGUCGACCGGAGACAUCACGACUGCACUCCAAACGCAGCGAUGGAUUUUCAAUAGCGGUGAACUUAGGGUUAACCCUUCUGUGUGAAUCUCAGCCUGCAAAAUCUGAAUCGACAAUUAGUUUACAAAGGGUGAUUGACUCAUUUGAUUUUGAAAGGUGGUAGCUUAAAUCAAUUCUUUGAACACAGAGCGUGACAUUGCAGUGUGUAAAGUGUGCCAAUUUAAUCUGGAGAAAGGAAAAAAAAUCAUGGAAGUUUCCCCUCAGGCCUUGAUGUUGACCCAAGUUGACAUAAGCCCUUUAAGUGACUUGUAAACAAUUCCUCCCCAAAGUGGCUUUAAACUGUGUCACCGUCGCGACGUACGAGUCACACUCGGUUAGCCUCCUCCCUCAAAAGUGGCUGCGCCUAAACACGGCUCACCUUUACACGCUUUUAAGCAACUUAACGUGGAUUUAUACCGUGUAAUGAUCCCGUGGAGGUGCUGCUCAAGGUACCUUUUGAAGAUGCGCUUCUCAGCUCCCCUGAAUCACAGUGCAGAGGUCUGCCAACCCUCCGAGCUAAUACUCCAAAAUCCACUAAUCCGGCCGUCUUUAAGAGAUCUCAACGGCAGUCGGGUGGAAUAAUUAAAGGCUGGAAUAAUUAGCUUGGAAAUCUGUGGACG
Messenger RNA from Anarrhichthys ocellatus (wolf-eel), 4133 nucleotides. It is a transcript of the gene babam2, whose product is annotated as BRISC and BRCA1 A complex member 2. Gene Ontology annotation, biological process: double-strand break repair. Gene Ontology annotation, cellular component: BRCA1-A complex; BRISC complex. Lineage: Eukaryota; Metazoa; Chordata; Actinopteri; Perciformes; Anarhichadidae. Bases 132 to 1292 code for a protein of 386 amino acids. The record is from RefSeq and is a predicted model, not a curated record. The transcript is spliced from 12 exons.